Molecule: messenger RNA, 694 nt
Organism: Camellia sinensis
Lineage: Eukaryota; Viridiplantae; Streptophyta; Magnoliopsida; Ericales; Theaceae
Source: RefSeq, a predicted model, not a curated record
GCACAAUGAGAAAGCGAUUAAUAGUGUGAUGGAACUGUUGCAUACAAAAUCAAAUUGACUCUCUGUUGUUUAUGGUUUAGUAAUUUAUCAGGUACAAUAAAAGUGAUUAAUGGAUAUUAUUGAGUCCUAUUGAGAAACUCCAGACAGAAAUUCUGUCCAAAUUUGGUAUUGGUCUUGAUUGUUGCACCGUAUUCACUCUUCCUUAAGAAAAAUAUAUUGCAUGCUACAGGAUGUUGCAGUCAAGGUUCUAACAGUCCAAGAUUUUUGUGAUGAUCAGUUGAAGGAAUUCUUGAGGGAGGUUGCGAUAAUGAAGCGUGUUCGUCAUCCUAAUGCUGUGCUCUUCAUGGGUGCGGUUACACAACGGCCACAUUUGUCAAUCGUGACAGAAUAUCUACCAAGGGGUAGUCUAUACCGCCUCAUCCAUAGGGCAGAUGCUGGUGAAGUUUUGGACCAAAGGAGGCGCUUACGCAUGGCUCUGGAUGUGGCCAAGGGUAUUAACUAUCUUCAUUGUCUUAGCCCUCCGGUAGUUCACUGGGAUCUUAAAUCUCCAAAUCUGUUGGUUGAUAAAAAUUGGACGGUGAAGGUAUGUGAUUUUGGGUUGUCCAGAUUCAAAGCAAACACUUUCAUAUCUUCAAAAUCUGUUGUUGGAACAAAAUCUGUCAUAAAAGGUUGGCUCAGAAGCCUUCUGGUUUGA